AGUCGUGCAGCGCGUGCGAAGUCUACGAGUCACACUUCUGAACUUGCUCGUGUUUACACGACAGUGUAACUUCGGUCCGCUCCCACUCUCUCCGGCUCUGUCCCUCGCGCUCGCGCUCCCGUCCCGGGGUUUAUCUCUCGCGCUGUCGCGUCUCUAUCGGACGCGCGUGUGCGUGUGCUUGCGCCGCGUACAUAUCUCGUGUGCAAAGUAACGUGCCGCGGGUGCGUGCGAGCGCGCGCGCGUGUGUGUGUGUGGUGUGUGGUAGGUGUACGUGUAUGUGUGCGCGCAUACAAAUGUGCGCAUAUGUGUGCGCGCGCAUGGAGCUCAUAUGCGUUAUGUACAUCGUGGGGCCGCAGUGAUACACCGUUCCUGUGUUGCGAGACGCUUACGGUCUGAGCGCGCGCGACAAAGCGAGUUUCGCCGAGGACGAGAGCCGCGUCCGGCGGCGGCAGCGACGACAACAACAACGACGACGACGACGACCAUCACCGGGUUCUCGUCUAUCGAUACCGCGGUACGGUGAGUCGAGGCGAGUCGAGGCGACGACGACAGUGGGCCUAGCGAGCGAGCGUACGAAGUGAACGGACGACAGCGACGACGACGUCGUCGAUAACGCGAGUCGGUGCGGCGUGCAAGUGAGCGCGGGCGUCGCGAUCGCGCGAUCGAAGACAAUAGGACGCGCGCGGCGGUGACGCGAGACCGUGGCACGAUACCGGAAAGACGGUGAGAGGUGUGCGGGAAGGAAGUAGAAGAACGAUGAGGACUUCGACGGCGGCGACAGCGACAGCGACAGUGCUGGCGACGACGACGAGGCGCCCCCAGCGACGCACCUGAAUCGCUGACGAUUACGACGACGACGACGACGACGACGACGUCGUCGUGAUGCGUCGCACCGUGUCGCUCCAGUAUCGCGCAGCAGCAGGCACCUCGCUCCAGUUGUGACGCGACGUGUUCGUGACGUGACGCGACGAAAGCGGGACGGAGAAGACCUUCUUCUUGUCGGUGUGCGAGUGAGUGAGUGAGCGAGCGAGCUAGACGGAGAGGUGGUGAGAAAGAGAGAGAAAGAGAAACGGAAACACACCUCCCGCGAGCUCCUUUCUGUGUGCGUGUAGUGAAGACGGAGACGGCGAUAUAGCAGCGAGCCAGCGAGAGAGAAAGAGAGACAGUCGUAGACUGAAAGAGCGCGCCCAAGUGUGUGCACCUUUUCCUCGGGGUCGCGUUUCGUUUGACACGACGUCGCACGUCGGCGACGUAAGCACGCCGAGCGAUUACCGUUCGCCGUUCGCUCGGGUGAGCGAGACAGACGCCGCUCACACGUAUACACACGGGGGAACGCGCGUAGCAGCGCGCGCGCGAGUCCCCGAUCUCCCGUUCUUUUCACCACUCGGCCGUCCAGCGGCGCACGAAGGAACGGCGGCGCACUUGUGUUUACGCUAGAAGCAUUGACCGGCCACUACGGCGACCAUGUACGCCAAGGGAAAAGGGUCAUCAGUGCCCUCGGACUCUCAGGCGAGAGAAAAAUUGGCACUUUACGUGUACGAAUAUUUGUUACAUGUGGGGGCACAAAAAGCGGCACAAACGUUCCUGUCAGAGAUUCGAUGGGAGAAAAAUAUUACGUUGGGAGAACCACCUGGGUUUUUGCACUCCUGGUGGUGUGUGUUUUGGGAUCUGUACUGCGCAGCGCCCGAGAGAAGAGACUCAUGUGAACACAGCAGUGAGGCCAAAGCGUUUCAUGACUAUGGAUUCGUGAAUAGUGCUUACAACGUCAAUGGCAUCGCACACAAUGCUGGGCCAGCCCCAUCUCCAAUUGGUCAAAUGCCACCAAACGACGGAAUGCCUGGUGGCCCCAUGCCUCCCGCUUUCUUCCCAAACAACUCGACAAUGCGACCAUCUCCGCCCACACACCCCUCAUCACAGCCAUCCCCCCAGCACCCCCAGCCACCCCCGCCCCCACACUCGCAGAUGAUGUCCACCCAGUUUAUGGGCCCUAGAUAUCCAGCUGGACCACGACCUGGAGUACGUAUGCCACAAAUGGGAAAUGACUUUAACGGACCACCGGGACAGCCAAUGAUGCCAAAUAGUAUGGAUCCUACCAGGCAAGGCGAAGCUGGAGAAUUUGUAGGGUGGCAAGGUCCACCGGGAAUGAACCCAAUGAACCCGAGAAUGAAUCCUCCGCGAGGUCCAGGGAUGGGACCGAUGGGUCCUGGCAGUUACGGUCCAGGCAUGAGAGGUCCACCGCCCAAUAGCACUUUGGGCCCAGGUGGGCCGGGAGGUCCUGGAAUGCCACCGAUGAGUAUGGCCGCUCCGGGUGGUAGACAACAGUGGCAACCCAACACAUCUACGCCAAUGAAUUAUUCGUCGUCAUCGCCGGGCAACUACGGAGGGCCGCCUGGAUCAACGGGUCCGCCGGGACCCGGUACACCUAUCAUGCCUAGCCCACAGGAUAGCAGCAACAGCGGAGGAGAAAAUAUGUAUACCAUAAUGAAGCCUGUACCUGGGGGAAAUAUGCCGGGUGAUUUUCCAAUGAGCGGCGGACCUGAGGGCGGUCCAAUGGGACCCAUGGGUCCCAAUACGAUGGGUCCGGUUUUAAACGGUGACGGUCUCGACGGGAUGAAAAACAGUCCAGCGAACGGUGGUCCUGGUACACCACGGGAAGAUAGCGGCAGCGGAAUGGGUGAUUAUAAUCUGGGUGGAUUCGGAGCUCCUGGAGAGAAUGAUCAGACCGAGUCGGCGGCCAUCCUGAAGAUCAAGGAGAGCAUGCAGGAGGAGGCGAAGAGGUUUGAGAAGGACUCAGACCAUCCCGAUUAUUUCAUACAAUAACUCUUCACGAGUCGUUGGACCCCGACCAAAUUAACAAUAUAAGAGAUAAACGCAAUUUUUCCUUUCUUCCUUUAGUCCGAGAACCAUCUCCAUCCUCUCUCUCCCUUCUCUCGUCCCCUCCCCCCCACCACCCCUACCUCUUCUUCGUCUCCUCGCAGUGAAAUCACUUGUGCAUCCGUACGUUUUCCUUUCCCAUUCAACCCUCUCUCGGAUGGAAACCUUUUGAUGCACCUCACCACAUAUAAAGAUCUUCCUCUCCUCUCUUCUUUCCGAAGCCGUCGAACGGCGUUAGAUCGAUCUCCGUGAGGAAGGGCGCAAGAGACCCCCUUCUGCGCGCAUUGCUGACCCCCCAUCCUUUUUGUCGCGCGCUGCUGCAAGGAGGACCACGAUGUCAGGACGGGAGAGACCGACCUUCGUGACAGAGACAAAGAGAGAAAGAGAGCAUCGAAUUCGCGCGACUCUCGCGCGCGACCGACCGACGUUCUCGCACAGCGAUGUUGUACAGUAUCGAACAUUGAUGGUGUUGUUAUCCUUGGGGGAGGGUGCUCGCGCCAUUUUGAGCGAACGAGUAACCGCGGUCAAGCUCACUUAAAAUUUCCCUCAACGUGCCGCUCUCGCGAGCCAAUCAAAGCAAACCUGUAUCGGAUACUCGCAAUAAAGAGUUCUUUUUUUUUUCGUUCUGCAUUUCCUUAUACGAAGUAAAGUAUUUCUCGAACUUUAUUUUUAGUUAAAAAAUUCGCAUUUCCUGCGCGUUUGUUAUUCGUUCGCUUAGCGUACGUCCAACCCUUAGGAUGCGGCCGCGAACACUGUUCCAGUAUCUCUUACUUAGUACAUGACGAAAAGAGAGAGAGAGAAAGAGAGAGAGUGUGUGCAUGUGUGUGAUAGUAUUAUAUUAGCGUAAACGUUAAACUUCUGAAAAUUUUUACGAUCAGGAUCACGGUCGAAUUUCCAGGAUAAGCCCGCGAAAUUUUCUAAAUAAAUAUUCUUGAUCGUAGUCGUCAUCCGUUCCGCGCAACAAUCUCUAUUAAGAACUCUGUUAUACAGCCAAGUUCGUACAAUCGAGGAUUGUGGUCGUACAAUUUAACUAUGAUUAACUCUUUCUCUGUAGCUGAAUUCAAUUGAUUAUAUUGAUUUGGCAAGAGCCAGGCACGAGUCUGGUCGUCAUAGUCAAUGCAACUGUGAGGAAUGUAUCGUUAAUUGAGACCUGGUUCGAGGAAAUUCAAACCAGGUCGACGUCGAUCAACGUCGUGAGAGCCGCAAGACGGAUGACUACGACCGCUUGAACUACCAGGAGGAUUAAUCUAUCGGAAAAGAGAAAGAGAGAAAAAGCCAAAAAAAAAGAACACUUUGUUAUAUAGCUGUUAUAUGGAACCAUGGAUACGUAAAGUCGUCAGCAGUGGCGCGAUAAGACGUUUACGACGGCGAGGACUAGAGCUGCGUCGCCCAAACGUGGGAGAUCUUUUGGUAUUCCGAUUGGCGUCACGAUCGCGCGAGGACCAAAUUUAUUUCUACCGAUACGAUAAGUAUUGCGAUUAUCUCGGCACGAACGAUCCGAAUGAAUUUACGAAAAGAAAAGAAGGAGCGCUCAGUCUCUACCGGUUACAAAGUAUUCUGCCAGGAUCUAAACUUCUCCUCGAUUACGUUCCGCGAUGACCGAUCGUGACGUUUCAAGGUAUCGCAAUCCGAAACCGAACUUGAACCUUCGCUGCAACUAAUCGUGGUUUCAAAUCUAGCAUAAUUUGAAUUUUUAUUCUCACGAAAAAGAAGAUAUGUUGUCAUAAUUAUAUUGAAUAUAAUAAUUUUCUCGUUAUAUAAUUACAUAUUAUCCUUUCACGAGUAAUGGCCUUUCAGUUUAAUUAAGCGCAAUCUUUGCAUGUUAUUAUUGUGCAAUAAUAUUAAAUAAUAUAUCGAUACAUAGAGGCUGCUUGGAUCUUGCAGUCAUCAAGUAUUUACGAUUUUUGUGAAAAAUACGCCUAUCUAAUGGCUAAAUUAAUAAAAAUAUUCGUGCUAGGAAAAUGAAUAUGUCUAUUGUGCUUUGUAACCGGUGAUGAUUGUUGAGACCUCUACAUUGUUACAAUUUCAGAUAAUGCUGGAUCGAACACUUUUAUAUGAUUUCAAUUUGUAUGUGAAAAUAAUAUAUCGUACACGCGAGAGAAAUUGUUAUUAGAUUUUAUAUACGAUACGUUUUUUCCAAAGCCGAAUAAUUCGUUUUGACGUCCCAUUGACUCAGACAUCUGAAACACUGAAAAUCGCCGAUCGAACUUCACUGCUGUAUCAUCGAUCAAUUAUGUAUUUAAUGAUAUACAUGUUUGUUGAGAGUCGUUUCAAGCGCAUCGUCCCUUUCAUAAAAUCAAAAACGCACCUAGUAGUCCUCUCGAUAAUUAAAUUACAGAUUAAUUUAGCGCACAGUCGAUUAUUAUUUUUUCUUCUUUUUCGGCGGAUAAGAGAAAAAAAAUGGUAAUCUCGAUCGCUCUCUCUCUAGCGUUGAAUUCAGGAUAUCUUACACAGGUAUUUUGUAUAAAGAAUUAGAAUAUGAGUUUCCAUAAGGAGUUUUUUCUGCGGAUCUUCUCUCUGGGCGCGCUGCAUUAAUUCAUUUAGCCUGUUCUCUCCGGAUGCAUACCCUCUACGCUUUUCCUCUUCCUUUUUUCUCUUUCCAAAGCGUAAACGUAUAGUUGCUUCGUUUUAAGUGCAGAAAGCGUGAAAAGGGUUGUGCAAUUGCCGGAUGAGAACAGAUCUGAAUGAUCAAUCGAGACGCGUAUCGCGCGACGGAGGAGGACAAUUGGGUAAUUUUAUUGUCGAGUUACUUUGGUCCAGUUUCGGACAAGCUGAUGGCAAUGGAGCAUCGCAAUCCCUAGACGGGAGCUGCGCCUUAUGUUACGUCCUUGUACAUGUAUAUUGCUAAGUUCUUAAAUGUAUGUACAUCGCGGACUCAAUCAUUAUCUCGCGCCUCUUGCAUUUCUUAUUUAAGAAUGUAUAUCGGCAAUGCGAAACGUGCGAGUGUAAAAAGAAGAUAGAAAAGAAAAAGAAAACGCAAGAAUUUGUCUUUCCCGAGGAAAAACGCGUUUAACUCUUUCACUACUUUAAGCAAGAUUGAGUUAUCAAAUCGUGACACGGGGAACUCCUCUUUUGACGAACGGUCUUCUCUCGGUGGGACCGAGAAGUGAAAAAUUCGUAAAGCCAUCGAGUGAAAGAGUUGAAGGCGGAGUUCGAGAUAGUGAUCGAGUCCGUGCGUUUAUUAGUUUACGUAUUCGCGAUCGAGAGGGACCGAUCCGAUAUCGAUCGCGACCGAAGGGCAUGAAGAAAAGAGAGAAAACUUAGGUAUUAUGUAAAUCGAGUCGCGCGCACGCGGCGUGUUCUCUUCGCGUAAAAAAAAAAACAGCCGGAGAAAUCGGAGCGGGCAGGAGCGCUUGAUCGCGCGUGGUCGACGGGGCGAGAACCUCUUCGAGACGGGGCGGACCGCGUCCCGCAUAUUCGGAGCCGCGUCCAUCCUUCCCAUGUAACCCUCGCGUCCGGCCCUCCCACCCUCCUCCCCUUCUCCUCCUUGUAAUUAACUUACACACGUACGCGUAAUCAUUUAUAACACACGCGUCUCACACACGGGCUGUAAAACUCGCGCGGCAGACCUCACGCAUUCUACGGAUUCACGCAUGAUCUAUCGACAUAAUUAUAGAAAUACCUACUACGAGUAUAGCAUUCAGUAGCAUAAAUAAUAAAGUAAUUAAAUAAAUGUCAUCUGUAUAUCCUAU
Wasmannia auropunctata (little fire ant) is the source of this 6566-nucleotide messenger RNA. RefSeq names its product single-stranded DNA-binding protein 3 (gene Ssdp). Gene Ontology annotation, molecular function: protein binding; single-stranded DNA binding. Gene Ontology annotation, cellular component: nucleus. The transcript has 14 exons. Gene Ontology annotation, biological process: positive regulation of transcription by RNA polymerase II. Bases 1465 to 2820 code for a protein of 451 amino acids. NCBI's taxonomy places the organism in Eukaryota, Metazoa, Arthropoda, Insecta, Hymenoptera, Formicidae. The record is from RefSeq and is a predicted model, not a curated record.